AUGCGCUUGCUCGCUCUUCCUCCUCUUUCUCCUAUGUCUCCUCUUUCUCCUCAGCCUCCUUUGUCUCCUCUUUCUCCUCCAUCUUUGACGUCGCAUAUGGAUUUCAAUCCAUUUGAGGAUUCUGCCAAUUUUGUUGAACUACUUAAUAGUCAACAAAAUGUUGUCUUUGGCAGUCAAGGAAGUGUUCCACUCUCUUCAUCGCAAGUGCCCUCCUUAGGCAGUCAAGCUGCGGAGCUUCGAGCAGAGCGUAAGGAAAGAAGGACGUGGACAGUCACAGAGGAUAUAGUGCUUAUUAGCUCGUGGUUGAACACGAGCAAAGACCCCGUUGUAGGGAAUGAACAUAAGUCAGUGGCUUUCUGGACAAGAGUUGCAGCAUACUUCUCGGCUAGUCCUAAACAUGCUGGCUGUGAAAGACGAGAGGGUAGUCAAUGCAAGCAACGUUGGCACAAGCUGAAUGAAGCAGUUUGCAAGUUCUCUGGAGCGUAUGAAGCAGCCACAAGAGAGAAAACCAAUGGCAUGAAUGACAAUGACGUUCUAAAACUGGCCCACGAAAUCUUUUUCAAUAGCCAAAAAAAGAAGUUCAGCCUUGAACAUGCGUGGAACGAGCUUCGCUACGACCAGAAGUGGUGUGAGCUCGCUACAGCUAAAACUGAAAGCAGCUCGAAGAGGAGGAAGGUGGGGGGAGAACAAUCUUUUCAGGCAUCAGCAUCUAUGCCCAGUGUGAAUGGAGAAGAUGAAGCAAUGGCUAGGCCUACGGGAGUUAAGGCAGCAAAGGCGCAGGCUAAAAGGCUAGUGGGAAAAGAAGCGAAGAAGGUGCAACAGUUUCAGCAAAUGUGGGAGAUCAGGGAGAGGGACUUAGCUUUUAAGGAUAAGCUUACAAACAAAAAGCUCCUAGAGAGUUUGCUUACAAGAAGAGAGCCACUUACUGAUUUAGAAGUGGCGCUUAAGAACAAGCUGAUAAGUGAAAUGCUAUCAAUGGGAACAAGUCAGACACAUCCACAAAUGGCUUCAAGAAAACCGAUUGUUUGUGGCCUCUCAGCAAGAGGAAUCAUGCCACCUCUCCAACCAGAAGUUACCGAUGAGGAUGUUGCGGAUAACACACCAACUGAAGUAGAAGUGGUGGAGAUAUCAGAUGAAGAAGAAGACAAUAUGGUGGAGUUAUCAUGCGAAGGAUACAGGAGGAAUAUGGGCUAUUUGAUUAGGGUAGAGGAAUCAGAAGGUGACACUGAACCUGAGUUCAGAAGGAUGUUGUAA
Molecule: messenger RNA, 1254 nt
Organism: Brassica oleracea var. oleracea
Lineage: Eukaryota; Viridiplantae; Streptophyta; Magnoliopsida; Brassicales; Brassicaceae
Product: glutathione S-transferase T3-like
Exons: 3
Coding region: 1-1254 (417 amino acids)
Source: RefSeq, a predicted model, not a curated record